Quercus robur (English oak) is the source of this 2187-nucleotide messenger RNA. RefSeq lists its product as uncharacterized. The transcript has a single exon. Lineage: Eukaryota; Viridiplantae; Streptophyta; Magnoliopsida; Fagales; Fagaceae. Gene Ontology annotation, biological process: meristem development; meristem maintenance. Bases 1 to 2187 code for a protein of 728 amino acids. The record is from RefSeq and is a predicted model, not a curated record.
AUGUAUGAACUAUCACACACCAUCAUUGAGGAAAGAGAAGAGAGCAUGAUUUCAAUAAGAAGUAAUAGUAAACCAACUUUCAGGACAGCCCACUUUCUUAAACCCUCUUUAACCCAUACUCAAGACCCAGACCUUUCACUUCCUCCACUACCCACUCCCACUCCAACCAAACCCACCAUUCGUGAUGUCAAGAACUUGCCUUUGAAUGUCCUAUACAGAGGUCGGAGAAACCCACAAAGGAACUGGAAAGAAUGGGUGUAUAGCUUGCAAUCCAAGCAUCAAUCUACAUGGAAGAAAGCUGGUAUAUAUGAUGCUAUAUGGAGUUCCACAUACCAAGUCCUAAGGCACAAUGAGUUAGUUCUUGGAAUUGCUGAUAGGUGGUGUCCUGAGACUAAUAGCUUUAUCUUUCCUUGGGCUGAAGCAACAAUCACCCUAGAGGAUAUGAUGGUUUUGGGGGGUUUUUCUGUAUUGGGGAGCUCUGUUAAAAAGCCAAUUAAAACCAAGGAUAUGUUGGAAAUCGAAGAUAGUCUGAUUAGAAUUCAUAGACGACUUUCACCAGCAAGGCAUUACGUAUGGAUGGACUUUUUCAUGGGGUCUGGCCAUAAACUUGAGCAUGAAGCAUUUCUCUCGCUUUGGCUAUCAAGGUAUGUUUUCCCUACAUCUUUGUAUGAUAACGUUGGAAAACACCUUUUUCCGAUUGCAAUAUGCUUAUCACGGGGGACUAGGAUGGCCUUAGCGCCUGCAGUCCUUGCUACCAUUUACCGGGAUUUACGUUUGUUGAAAGAAAAAAUUGAUGCAACAAGAGUAAGGACAAUUAAGUAUAAAGGUGACCGUUUCGAACUUGAUCUCUGGGCACCAUUUCAGUUAGUGCAGCUUUGGAUUUGGGAGAGAUUCCCAAGAUUGCGUCCAAUACAAAAUAUAAUCAAACGCGGUGAGCCAAGAGUGGCUAAGUGGCACAAAGUGAAGAGGGAGAAAAUUGAGAAGGCGAGAUUAGUCAUGGACUCUGCUAGAGAUAAUUUUCAAUGGCGGCCUUAUGCUGAAGUCUUGACGAAUUGGUUGUCUCCAAAGUUUUAUAGAAAUAAAGAAGAGUGGGUAUCAGUUGGUCCUCAUAUGGAUAAAGAAAUAGAGUCAUUUGCUCUAUGCAUGAGGGCAUGUGAGCUGGUUGGACUAGAGUGCAUAGAGCAAUACCUUCCACAUCGAGUGGCCAUGCAAUUUGGAAUGGAUCAAGACAUUCCAAUUUGUGUUCCUCGAUUCAAUUUGAGUCACCAAACUGCUUGGAGAAACUACUGCAGGCCAAUUUCGGAUCAAAAGUUACACAUACCACAUAGACUCUUCGAGUCAGAUGUUACCACACGAUACAUGAAUUGGUGGAAGAAAUCAAUGUUGCCUCAAACUUAUGCAGUUAAGGGUUCUACGAAGCAGCCAAGACUUCAAACAACAAUGCCAGAGAGCUCAAAACGACACAAGGACGCUGGUGACGUUAAGGAAAGAAACUUUAAACACACGGAAAUGUUUGACAAGAAUAGAAGUGCAAGGUUCAGAAGGGUCAGUGAUGGAAAGCCUUCUUCAGGAACUGAAACAACAUUGCCAGAGAGCUCAAAACGACACAAGGAAGCUGGUGAUGUUGUUAAGGAAAGAAACUUUAAACACCCGGAAAUGUUUGACAAGAAUAGAAGUGCAAGGUUCAGAAGGGUCAGUGAUGGAAAGCCUUCUUCAGGAACUGAAACAACAUUGCCAGAGAACUCAAAAAGACACAAGGAAGCUGGUGAUGUUGUUAAGGAAAGAAACUUUAAACACAUGGAAAUGUUUGAGAAGAAAAGUACAAGGUUCAUAAGGGUCAGUGAUGCAAAGCCUUCUUCAGGCACUCAAUCUCAGUAUCUAGCAUCUUUAAAUGCUAGAGGUCGAAUAGUGAGAGAGGAGAAGCUACCGGUUUUAAGCAAGGUGGUGGGAGGAUCACAAAGAGCCACUGAAGUUGCAAAUGAUAGAGGAACAAAGUUUUCAGUCAAGAGUGUUGUGACUAUUAAGGUUCAUGAUGAAGAACCAAGAAGCCAAUCUAUGACUUCUAUGUCAAAACAAGAUCUUGAAGUUAGGAUUAGCAAACUGGAGAAAGAGCUCGCAGAGCUGAAAGAAGAAUAUAACAACAGGCUUGGAAAACAACUCAAGGAGCAAUGUUCAUCUGUCCCAUAG